AUAUAUUACUCCCAUUCACUCAUCUUUCUCUAAUACUCUCUCUCUCUCUCUAUGUAUAUUUCUAUAUCGAUGUGCAUAUUCUUUUCUCUGCCUCAUCUUCUUCUUCGUUUCUUACUCUGUUUCUUCAAAAAAGAAACUCAAUCUUCAGUUUAGUUACGAAUAUGUAUCUGCCUAUGGGAAACAACAACUGAUCUCCGUUUAAUGGCGAGCUUGACGAUGGAAGAGAAGCAACUGGACUUCAACCGCCCGCUUCUAUCAGUUAGACGUCCCGCACACGCUUCAGAGCCCGAGAGCAAACCAAGAUCUUCCGAUCCAGUAACCAACAAGACCCCUCCUCCUUCUGCUCCACCGGUUUACAAGUCUGAUAUCAAGUCAGGUCCCGUAAGGAACCCAGGAACCGUCCCUUUCCAAUGGGAACACCAGCCGGGAAAACCAAAAGACGAAACCAAACCGGGUUUACAAAGCUUCGUUGAGCCACAUUAUGUGCCAAAGCCUCCUCCUGGGAGGGGUAGAGAACGACAAGUAUCAUCAGUGUGGAAGCCUGAAACCAGAGUGGAGGAUGCAAAGAGUUGUGAUGAACAGGAUCUAAUGAUGGGGAGGUUCUUGCCUGCUGCUAAGGCAAAGGAACCGGUUAAGAUGAAACAGAACAAAGCUGGGGAUAAUCAGAUUUGCUUGAGAAGCUCUUUUGGAGUGUUGAAUCCUGUUCCGUCUGUGAGGAUGCAGGCGCAGAGAGCUGUUUCUGUUCGUCGUAUGCGUUCUAAGUAUCAAGAUAAUUCUAAUGAGCCUGUCAACGAAGAUGAGAGGAAGUUGAGACUAAAUGGUUCAGUUGCACAAGGUGGGUCAUUAGCAGUUGAAAGCUCUUCUUGCACUUCACGCGCUAAAGUCAGCAGAAACUUUGGUGAGCUCUUGGCUAGUGAUGAUAAUGCAUGGAAACCUUCUUCAGAGUCUCCUGUGGCUGAGAAAACUCUGUAUGUAGAUACUGUGCAUUCAGUAGACAAGGAGGUACAAGAAGAGUCCAUGGAGCAAUCUUUACUUACAGAAGAAGUGAAGAACUUGAUUAGACCCGGUGAGGAAAGUGUUAUAAGAGAUGAGGCUUUCACUGAGUGUACUGAUCAAGCUAUUGUUGCACUGCCAAAGUCCAAUGUGGUAGUGGAGGUUACAAAGGAGAAGAUUGAUCUUGAAGCCAAGUUUCAGAGAAACACAAGGAAUCUUGAAAGUACCAGGCUUCACCAACGUUCAAGUUAUCAUAUUGUGCCACCACCACCAUUACCAAAAGCUCCUUCAGAUUCUUGGUUGAAGCGUACAUUGCCAACAAUCCCACCAAAGAACAACUCAUUCACUUGGUUACAGUCUAUUGGCGCUGAUGGUAAUAAGAUUAAUCAAGCAAGUCCCAAGUGGGAAACUAUGGUCAAAACCUCCAAUGCACAGCAAGGCUUUGUGUGCUUCUCCAAGGAGACACUCAACCCUAUACCAGAGGCGUAGCAAGAUCUGUAUGUUUUCCACACCAACUUACUUGUAAAUUUCAACAAUAAAGAUGGGAUGAGCCAAUAAAGUUUAGGAUUUUUAGUAUAUAUCAUGAAAUAAAAGGUUCCUAAAUGAGAAAAGCUAUGAAUAUAGGUGUGGGUUUGUUUCUUCUUGUUGAAGUAAUGUACAGCUAACAGAGAUUUUUGUGGCAAUAAUACUCCAUAAUACCACGUGACA
Messenger RNA from Brassica napus (rape), 1701 nucleotides. RefSeq lists its product as uncharacterized. The record is from RefSeq and is a predicted model, not a curated record. Lineage: Eukaryota; Viridiplantae; Streptophyta; Magnoliopsida; Brassicales; Brassicaceae. Bases 202 to 1482 code for a protein of 426 amino acids. The transcript has 3 exons.